Molecule: messenger RNA, 614 nt
Organism: Sorex fumeus (smoky shrew)
Lineage: Eukaryota; Metazoa; Chordata; Mammalia; Eulipotyphla; Soricidae
Gene: CENPM
Product: centromere protein M
Exons: 6
Coding region: 72-614 (180 amino acids)
Source: RefSeq, a predicted model, not a curated record
CGGGGCGGGGCUCAGGGGCUUUUGAAAGUCCGGCGCGCACCCCCGAAGAAACGGUCUGGCCCGCGACUGCGAUGUCGGUGCUGCGGCCGCUGGACAAGCUGCCCACCCUGAACACGGCCACCAUCUUGCUGGUGAGCACCGAGGAUGCGCUUCUGCAGCAGCUGGCCGACGCGAUGCUCCGGCAGGUCUGCGCCUCCGAGCUGAAGAUCCACUUGGCAAACUCUCUCCCGCUGCCCUCCGAUGUGAACCGGCCUCGGAUUGACCUGAUCGCGUUUUUGAUCAACCUUCACAACAAGUUCAGCCUGCACAAAGUAGAGCGUUCCCUGCAGCACGUGGACGCCACCUUCUUCCUGGGGAAGGUUCUCUUCCUGGUCACCGGUGCCAGCCAGGAGGACCGCUGCAGCACGCACCGGAGCACGGUGGAGAGGCUGGCUCGCACCUACCAGAGCCCCCUGCUCUUCUGUGACAUGGAGACGGAAGCCCUCCGAGAUGCACUGGCCCAGCGUCUGGUCCGCCUACUACUCAUCUGUGCCGGCCACGUGCCCGGCGUGUCAGCGCUGGACCUGCUGACCCUGCUGCGGCGGCCUGAGAGCCCCGCCCUGGACGAGCUGUGA